Molecule: messenger RNA, 1174 nt
Organism: Sorghum bicolor (sorghum)
Lineage: Eukaryota; Viridiplantae; Streptophyta; Magnoliopsida; Poales; Poaceae
Exons: 2
Coding region: 312-635 (107 amino acids)
Source: RefSeq, a predicted model, not a curated record
UCGAGGAUAGCUGUGGACGUGGUAAACCGAUAUGCAUUGAGUCGGCAUCGGUGGAGCAGUCUGGUUCAUCCUAUGUAUUCCCUUUCCUGCUAUAAGUACCGAGGUGUCAAGCAGUAGUGCCUCGCAGAUCAUCCACCGACAAGGAAGAAGAACAAGAACAAGAAGAAGAGGGGCCUUGCAUGGUGGCGAGAGCCUGCCUUUGGUAGCCAAGGAUGACUUGCCUACAUGGCAUUGCGAGUUCCGGUUGCAUGGCCAGUUCAGCUGAGUUUGUGGGCGGUCACCUUGGCUAGCCUGAGUGGCUCUUGCCUGUCAUGGAAGGCCUCUUCUUCUGUCACUCGCCUGAUACGUACUACUACUGUCUGGCAUGUGCUUCAUUUGUUUUGGCUGGCAUGUGGUGGAAAGGGGUGGCCGGCAUUGAUGGUGAGGACGGCAGCGUCAACCGGCAUCGCAGCAGCGUUCCAGCUGGUCUGGUGCUCUACAGCAAAAACCACAGAGCCCAUCAGCAUCAAGGAAUCAAGGUGAGCGCAGUGCAACAAAUGGAGAGGCGAAAGGUGCUCCAAAGUGGUUUGGCUUUGGUGGAGGGGCUGGCGAUGGUGCUUCGGACGACGAGGAAGAAGAAGUUGGUCUCCGGCUAGCUCCAACGGAGAAGGAUGGCACGGGCGGGCUCAGCGGUUGCGCAACGAUGAGACAAGGCUACGUGCGUGAGCUAUCGGACAGAGGGCAAGCGAGAGCAAUGAAUUUCUCUGGCGACUGGAGGAGCAUGACGCCGGAGCUGAGAGGGAAAAAGAGAGAGACGGCAGCCAGCGUAGCUUAAAACAGCACGGGCGGCUUUGCCAGCUUCAUCAGCACCUGCUUGAGUGUGCCUCCACGAAGCAGGUGCACGUCGCGCAUGCUUAAGGAGGCGCAUGCUGUCGGCGGCAAGCAGCUGCAUGCGUGGCAGCGAAGCUGCUGCUGGCGAGGCUACUGUUCAUGACUAAAACCCUAACUUCCCGUCCCGUCUCUUGUUCAUGUGAUUUGUCAACUAAAUGUGAUGAGAUCCCUUAAUAAAAAUUGUUCAUCUACCCGAGAUGUCCAAGUUUGCUUAAAGUCUCAACAUCCAGUUUUCUAGAUUUUCAAUUUUGAAGAUAGUUAAUUUGAAACUAGAAACAGAAUUCAUUUAGCAGGGUUUUGAAAA